Pseudovirgaria hyperparasitica is the source of this 654-nucleotide messenger RNA. RefSeq lists its product as uncharacterized. The record is from RefSeq and is a predicted model, not a curated record. Lineage: Eukaryota; Fungi; Ascomycota; Dothideomycetes; Acrospermales; Acrospermaceae. The coding region runs from base 1 to 654 and encodes 217 amino acids. The transcript has 3 exons.
AUGGCUGAUGGAGAAGACUACAACGAGGAUGAUCUCUUCGCAGAUAUCUACGAGACUGAAGAUGCGCCACCGACUGAUGCACCAGCGCCGGCACCUGCACAGGCAUCAGCACCAGCACCUGAGCCUGAACCUGCUCAACCUGUAGUCAAAUCUGAGCCACAGUCCGCACCAGUCGUAUCAGGCAAUGCCGGUUUCGAUAUGAACACGUCAAAUGGGGCAGGUGGUAGCUACGACAAUAAUUACGGCAAUACACAAGGUGGGGACUACAACGAUAACAGUUAUAAUCAAUCAAAUGGUGGUGAGGACAACUACCCACCCAUAGGUAUUAAAGAAGAUGGGACCAAAGGAAAUUCUGAGGCUAUCGUAUCUGCUAUUGCUUCGGCAAACGAAGCGUAUAUAUCUCGCACAGAUACACAUUACCUAGCUCCGACUCAAUACCAAGAGACAGCCUUCGCGCGCCCGAUUGCUUUAUUCCUUGUGGCAGGAAUUUCCUCUGGCGUGGACAUUUGUCAACACACCAUUGCGUUGACGUGGGAAGCCGCAAAAAGGGUUAAUGAAGCGUUGCUCAAACCCGAAGAUAGCAGCUACGCAAUACAGCUAGAGCAAUUCAUAUUGAACGAGAAGCUUUGGAAGACAUUGGAGAUGGUAGCCUGA